Camelina sativa (false flax) is the source of this 3366-nucleotide messenger RNA. The record is from RefSeq and is a predicted model, not a curated record. Lineage: Eukaryota; Viridiplantae; Streptophyta; Magnoliopsida; Brassicales; Brassicaceae.
UUGUACUAUACCAGGUGAAAGUAGAGAAAACCAGAAGAAUGAUGAUGAUAGGAAAGUGGUUGAGAUCUGUGGGAAGCGUUGGAAAGUGUGAUUGUCGGUACGAUGGAGUGAGGACAAUGGUUGGAAAAGCCUCGAACCGAGCUGGUGUUCAUGGUUCAAAACUUCCGGACGCUAAAGCACUUGACAAUGUAACUAAACAGCUGUGGCCUAAUAAGCCACUUAAUUAAGAGGAAGAGAUUAGGGAGAGGAUUAAUAAAGGGAAAGAAGAGAUAGAACACAAAAGAAGAGAGGUCGAGAAAAAAGUUGAUGGCUCUCAAACAGGAUCGAAAUCUAACGGCGACGAUACAUCAUCUUCCGACCGGUGAUGUUUUAUAUAUAUGGUCCUUUUUGUUUCCUGCUAGCCUUGUAUAUAAUCUUUUGUUUCUUCGUAUCUUAUUUUGUGGCCUCAAAUAAAAAAAACCAUAAUGCAAUAUAAUGAAUGCAUUUAUAUGAACUAAUAAGCCCAAAUAUUGUAAGGCCCAUUAAGUGGCUUAUCCAUCUUCAACUUCCUUCUCUGUCUCGUCUCUACGAUCACACACGGUCACACAGAGGAUUGUUCUGGUUUGUGGCACAUCGAAUUCGAAUUCGAAUUGUCUCCUUCUCUUACUCCUGAGCUGAAUGAAUUUUCAAUGGCUUCUUUAGAUGUUAUAACCACUUCACAAGCUUAUCUUACUCCAUUGGUGGCUCAACGUAUCAUCAUCACCCAUGCUAAAUUCUUACAAAUCCCAUUGAGACAAUCAACCUUCUCAAAGCACUUAGAACUCAAUUCAGGUCUCUCUAAAUCAACCAAACUCGACGAAGCUGUAACCUUGAUAGAGAAAUCAUCAUCAUCACCGUCGAAUCUCUCCUCCACGCCAGAGGCCUACACAGACCUUCUUCACGCAUGCAUCUCCGCUAAAUCACUCCACCAUGGCCUCAAAAUCUCUUCUUUGAUUCUCAACGACCCUAGUCUCCGUCACAACCCCAAAUUGCUUAGCAAGCUCAUAACCCUAUUCUCGGUUUGUCGCCGGUUAGAUCUGGCUCGGAAAAUAUUCGACGAUGUCACCGAUUCAACACUACUCACUGAGAAAGUGUGGGCGGCUAUGGCGAUUGGGUAUUCUAGAAACGGGUCACCACGAGAUGCUUUGCUUGUGUAUGUAGACAUGUUGUGUAGCUUCAUCCAACCUGGGAAUUUUUCGAUUUCCGUUGCUUUGAAAGCUUGCGUAGGUUUAAAAGAGAUUAGGGUUGGUAAAGGAAUCCAUGGCCAGAUUGUGAAACGGAAGGAGAAGGUUGAUCAGGUUGUGUACAAUGUGCUCUUGAAGCUUUACAUGGAACGUGGCUCAUUCGAUGAUGCACGCAAGGUGUUCGAUGGAAUGUCUGAGAGAAAUAUCGCUACUUGGAAUUCUUUGAUCUCGGUGCUCAGCAAGAAAGCUCGGGUGCAUGAGAUGUUUCAUCUGUUCAGAAAGAUGCAGGAAGAGAUGAUUGGGUUUAGUUGGGCGACUUUGACUACAAUCUUGCCAGCUUGUUCACAUGUUGCUGCUCUUCUCACUGGGAAAGAGAUUCAUGCACAGAUUCUGAAGUCCAAAGAGAAGGAACCUGAUGUUCCGUUGCUUAAUUCGUUGACGGAUAUGUAUGGUAAGUGUGGCGAGGUUGAGUAUUCUCGGAGAGUCUUUGAUGGUAUGUUGUUAACUAAGGAUUUGACUUCAUGGAACACGAUGUUAAACUGUUAUGCAAUUAAUGGAGAUAUUGAAGAAGAGAUGAAUCUGUUUGAUUGGAUGAUUGAGUCAGGUGUUGCACCAGAUGGGGUUACGUUUGUUGCUUUGUUAUCUGGGUGUAGCGAUACAGGGUUCACUGAAUAUGGUCUGAGUUUGUUUGAACGUAUGAAAACAGAAUUCGGAGUUUCACCUGCCUUGGAGCAUUAUGCUUGUUUGGUUGAUAUCUUGGGCCGAGCUGGUAAAAUCGAAGAAGCAGUCAAGAUAGUGGAAACAAUGCCGUUUAAGCCAAGUGCAUCCAUUUGGGGAUCACUUCUCAACUCUUGCAGGCUCCAUGGGAAUGUUUCAGUGGGAGAGGUUGCAGCCAAGGAGUUGUUUGUUCUUGAACCUCGUAAUCCAGGAAAUUAUGUUAUGGUUUCCAACAUUUAUGCUGAUGCGAAGAUGUGGGACAAUGUGGAUAAGAUCCGAGAGAUGAUGAGACAAAGAGGGAUCAAAAAGGAAGCUGGUUGCAGUUGGGUACAGGUUAAAGAUAAGAUUCAAAUCUUUGUUGCUGGAGGUGGAUACGAGUUUCGUAGUUCAGAUGAGUAUAAGAAAGUAUGGACAGAACUACAGGAAGCAAUUGGUAAAUCCGGUUAUUCUCCUGAUACGAGCGUAGUGCUUCAUGAUGUUGAUGAGGAAACUAAGGCGAAUUGGGUUUGUGGACACAGCGAGAGACUUGCGACAACCUACUCCCUGAUUCACACAGGUGAAGGGGUUCCAAUAAGGGUUACCAAGAAUCUCAGAGUAUGUGCAGACUGCCAUUCAUGGAUGAAGAUUGUAUCGCAAGUAACUGGGCGAGUCAUAGUCCUUAGAGACACGAAACGAUUCCACCAUUUUGUUGCCGGCAUUUGCUCAUGUAAAGAUUACUGGUGAGGUAGUAGAGGAAUCUAAAAGACUGAAGUUGUAGAACGGACAAGGCUUGUAACUGGUCAUUUCAUUCUUUUUGUAAGGCUUUUGAUAGCGGAAGCUGAUAAGGCCCGCCGAAGUGCUUGAAUUUGCUGCCACAAGAAACCAACGUGCUCAGCCAUUGUUGGAGAGUAGGAAUUCUGAAACCGGAAGCAAUGGACACAUUAAAGAAAAACAACCUUUCUCGUUUGGCAUGGACAAUGACCGUGGAUUUACCAGCGACGGUAGGAGUGAUAAGAGUAUGUUUCUGCGAAGCAAACUAGACAUGGAGGCAGACAUAGAUGUCAAAUAUAAACUUGGGAUGAUAUCUCUGACAGUUGGAAGUUGGUACCAUUAUCAGACUGGCGGAGAGUCAUAUCUGAAAUGGAAGAGAAUGUUUGCAUCAUUGGAACCUAUAACUCUUACCCAAGAAGUUGGUGAAAUCACAUAAGGUUCUUUAUUGUUUUGGGUGGACAACGAAACAAAACAACCAUUAUAAAUACAAGAAAGUAAGUCACAAAGUUUUUGUGGAACCCAUUGGUUUUUUUCUUGUUUUUUUUUUCUUGUAUAAACAAGUUUGAAGGAUCUUUUAGAUUUCUUGAAAAAGAUUUAUAGAACUCUUGAUCUUGGGAUAUAUACAACAGUUUCCUCUUCUUUUUUUUGACGUCAACAUGGAAACGAUUCUGAAAAAUAAGAAAACUGGUUUUGGAAA